AUGGCCGACGUGCAGGGAGACAAGGAGGCAGGCCUGGAUGAUGACGAUUUCCCCGACGACGGGCCUUUAGAUCCGGAGGAGCCAGGUGAAGGAGGAGAACCCCGCAGCGGAGGCGACGAGGAAGAGGAGGACGACGUCGACGGCCUCGCCAGCUUCCUCGAGUCGGAGAUCCUCGGAUCCAGCUACGAGGAUCCUAUUGACCAGGAGCAGCGGCAGCAGGAGGAGGACGGUGAUGCCGCGAAGAAUAAGCGGAAGCAGGGCUCGGGAUCGGACGGGGAUGGCUGCAGCGGCAGCGGCAGCGAGGGGGAGCAGACCAAGAGGGCGAAGAGGGAGGAGAAGAGGAGGCAGGCGAAAGGAAAGGCCGUGGCGCCUCAGAUCGACACGGGCAUGUUCAGCAACAUCCCCCCUGAGCUGUUCCUGCAGAUCUUCAAGUUCCUCUCUUCCGAGGACCUCAUCUCCUGCGCUCUAGUCUGCCGCUUCAUGAAUGCUGCCGCGUCUGACGAGACCCUCUGGCGCCGGCUGUACUGCAUGAGGUGGGGACUGGCCUCCAAUGCCAAAUUCAGGGAGGGCGCUUGGAAGAACCUCUACAUACAGAGAGAUAGAGAGGAUAUGGUUGAAUUUGUGAGGAAUACCCCUACAGAGUUCAAGGAGUACUAUAUUCAGAUGCAGGCUGCAAAAAGGAGUCAAACUCCCCAUCCGUCAGAAGUCAACGACGACAAGGUUAUGCUUGAUAAGACAGUAGCUGAUCAGGUAUCUAGUUGGAAAAACAGCCGGGGGCUUACUGAUGAAGCUGUCAAGGGGCACUCUUGUUCUGGAAAUACAUGCUCGUACACCCAGAUUGGCGAUGCUUACAUUUGUGAGAAGACUGGUCGUGUCCACGUUUGUGAUGAUGCUUGUCGUGAAUUUGUCUUGGACCAAUCUAGUGGGCUGCUUCUUUGUACUAUAUCUGGCCACUGCUUUGAGAGGUGGCUGUGUCCUGAUGAUGAAUGGGAUGCUGAUGAUACUUUUCAGGAUCUGCAACAGGCUGGUGUAGUGGAUGAAGCAGAGCCAUUCAUGGGAUCUGGACGUUACGCGCGAGCGAUUAUGUUGGGUUACAACUGCACUGAUGAGAAGGAACUUGAGGAUGCCUUGGGUUUCUGUUGA
This is a messenger RNA of Miscanthus lutarioriparius, 1143 nucleotides long. The record is from the annotation of a GenBank genome assembly. Lineage: Eukaryota; Viridiplantae; Streptophyta; Magnoliopsida; Poales; Poaceae.